AUGCAAGUGGGUAUCAUGGCCCACAGCUGCGUCAAUUUGCUGGCUAGGAGUAUGCAAAAAGGUCUCAGGUCGGGACGCGGGAAUUACGUGGCACAAGCAGGCGACAAGUUCAUUUCGAUUGGACAUCUCACUCAUGUGGGGGAUGACCACAUUGAAUAUUCUGUGAACACUGUCCCAGGAUGUUCGGGAGCUCCAGUAUUUCUGUUGCCAGAGGACCAGGGCGAUGACGACAAUUACAUGAAACUCAUUGGAAUUCACGCGGGCUUUUCCGACGCUCUUGGAACUAACUUUGGUUUCUUGGUUGCCGAGCAGGUUGAAGGUUUCUCAAGGUUUCUUGGUUGGCCGAGCAGGUUGAAGGUCGAGGUCACGAAACGGAAUACGUAUUUCCAAAAAGGUUGA
Molecule: messenger RNA, 399 nt
Organism: Seminavis robusta
Lineage: Eukaryota; Bacillariophyta; Bacillariophyceae; Naviculales; Naviculaceae
Source: the annotation of a GenBank genome assembly